CCACCCCCUCCACACCACCACCAUGUCCCUCUCCUUGGGCACGGUGCUCUCCAGCCUCGAGAAGGAGCAGGAGCCUCGAGGGGGACCCGAGGGAGAGGACCCCGCGAGGCCCAAGGAGGUCCUCGACCCUCGUCCCUCCUCCUUGACCGGGUCGUCUACGCUCGCCCUCGUGGAUGAGGCGGACGCAGGAGACGCCCCGAGGAAUGGUGGGGCGCCAGGCACACCCUCGGCUUCCUGGGCUUCCUGGGCUUCACGUCCGUCUACGCCAUGCGAGUGAACCUUUCCGUCGCCAUUGUCGCCAUGGUCAAGGCGGAGGUCGGUUAUGGCAACGACACGGGCAACAACAACAACAACAGCGACGAGGUGUGUCCGUUGCCUGAUGGCUACGACCCGGCUACCGGCGCCAAUUGUGGACGGCGAGUUCGAGUGGGACGCCCCAACACAAGGGCUGAUCCUCGGCUGCUUCUUCUACGGCUACCUCCUGACGAACAUCGCGGGCGGGCGGGCGGCCGAGUACCUGGGCGGCAAGAUCGUCUACGGCCUCGGGGGCGUGGUCACGGCCCUCCUGACGGUCGCCUCCCCCUUCUGCGCCAGGGUGUCCACGGGGCUCUUCGUCGCCGUCAGGAUCCUCGAGGGAAUGGCGGAGGGCGUGACCUUCCCGGCGAUGAAUUCCCUUCUGCCCUUCUGGGUCCCGCCUCACGAGAGGGCAAAGUUCACCGCCUUUGUUUAUUCAGGAGCGCAGUUCGGCACCGUGGUGACCAUGCCCCUGAGUGGUUGGCUGUGCGACAUUGGCUUUCUCGGCGGUUGGCCCUCUGUGUUCUACGUGUUCGGCGUGCUUGGUGUCCUGUGGGGCAUCGCGUGGUUCCUGCUGGUGAGUGACCGCCCGUCCAACCACCCGAGGAUCUCCCUGGCCGAGAAAAACUACAUCACGAAGCACUGCGGCGUCAGAGGCAGCAAGCCGACGCCUGUCCCCUGGAGAGCUGUCCUGACGUCCCUCCCCAUGUGGGCGAUCGCUGCUAUGCACUUCGGCCAGAACUGGGGCUUUUAUACCUUGCUGACUGAGUUGCCAACUUAUCUUAAAAACAUCCAACAUUUCGACAUGAAAAGUAACGGAAUAAUAUCCGCACUUCCUUAUUUGGUAAUGUGGAUCUUCAGCAUAAUUUUUAGCACUAUUAUGGACAAGCUUCUCGCUGCUGGGAAGGUGGCCACUCUCACUGUGAGGAGAACGGCGAUGAUCAUAGGCAUCUACUGUCCGACGGUUGGUCUGGUGGCCAUGUGCUUCGUGAACUGUGACGCCGUGCUGGCCGUCGUCGUGCUGUGCGUGUCCGUGGGGCUCAACGGCGCCGUGUAUGCAGGGUACAUGUGCUCCCACCAAGAUCUGGCGCCCAAUUUCGCCGGUUUUCUCAUGGGGCUCACGAAUACGGUGGCCACUAUACCGGGGUUCGCUGCGCCUCAGCUGACGGGCGCCAUUACCAAAGAUCAAACUCUGGAGAGUGGAGGACAGUGUUCCUCAUCUCAUCAGCUGUCUACUUCGUCACCUGCACGAUCUACCUGUUCCUCAUCACGACGGAGACACAACCGUGGAAUGAGAUACGGGGGAGGGCGAGGAGGAGGUUGACGGUCAAGAGAAGAAAAGAUACUGAAGGUGCAAGUAACAGAGAGAUGGCAACAGUGCAACGGAUGUAAAAUUACUCUCUCUCUUUCUUUCUUUCUCUCUCUUUCUUUC
Penaeus vannamei (Pacific white shrimp) is the source of this 1726-nucleotide messenger RNA. The record is from RefSeq and is a predicted model, not a curated record. Lineage: Eukaryota; Metazoa; Arthropoda; Malacostraca; Decapoda; Penaeidae.